UCAGAGAGGCUGGUGAUGAUAAAGCAAAGCUUUGCUGCAGGCAGAGUUAAAGCAAACUGCUGUGACACCUGAGAGGCUGUGGGUGAGCCAGAGCUGAGAAGUUUGGCCUCUGCAGCCGAUCGUAGUUUGGCAGACGUUCAAAAGCAAAAGCUCUCCAACGGCCCGACGCGUCUUUGUCCUUGGGAAGGUAGAAGCAGGCAGCAGCUCGACAUGAAUCGCCUUCUGAAAGUUCCUGUUCUGGCCAGCCGGGCCUUCAGCAGCUCCAGCAGACACCUGAAGAACAAAGUUCCUGAAGCCCAGAAGCUCUUCCAGGAGGACAACGGGCUGCCGGUCCACAUCAAGGGAGGAACCAGCGAUGUCCUGCUCUACAGGGCCACCAUGACGCUGACUGUUGCAGGAACCUGCUACUCGCUGUACUGGCUGCUCGUUGCCUCCAUGCCGCAGAAGAAGGCGUGAGGAUGGAGACGGAUCUGCAGGCAGCCGCCCGGCUCUAAACUUCCUGCGUGUGAUUCCUCUGUACCCAGCAUCCAUCUCUGCACCCAGCAUCCAUCUCUGCACCCAGCAUCCAUCUCUGCACCCAGCAUCCAUCUCUGCACCCAGCAUCCAUCUCUGCACCCAGCAUCCAUCUCUGUACCCAGCAUCCAUCUCUGCACCCAGCAUCCAUCUCUGUACCCAGCAUCCAUCUCUGCACCCAGCAUCCAUCUCUGCACCCAGCAUCCAUCUCUGCACCCAGCAUCCAUCUCUGCACCCAGCAUCCAUCUCUGUACCCAGCAUCCAUCUCUGCACCCAGCAUCCAUCUCUGUACCCAGCAUCCAUCUCUGUACCCAGCAUCCAUCUCUGUACCCAGCAUCCAUCUCUGCACCCAGCAUCCAUCUCUGCACCCAGCAUCCAUCUCUGUACCCAGCAUCCAUCUCUGUACCCAGCAUCCAUCUCUGCACCCAGCAUCCAUCUCUGCACCCAGCAUCCAUCUCUGUACCCAGCAUCCAUCUCUGCACCCAGCAUCCAUCUCUGCACCCAGCAUCCAUCUCUGCACCCAGCAUCCAUCUCUGCACCCAGCAUCCAUCUCUGCACCCAGCAUCCAUCUCUGCACCCAGCAUCCAUCUCUGCACCCAGCAUCCAUCUCUGCACCCAGCAUCCAUCUCUGCAGCGAUGCUCAUGUCACAACAGGAGACAAUAAACCUGCUCAGAGUUCUUGUC
Molecule: messenger RNA, 1197 nt
Organism: Fundulus heteroclitus (mummichog)
Lineage: Eukaryota; Metazoa; Chordata; Actinopteri; Cyprinodontiformes; Fundulidae
Gene: cox7a1
Product: cytochrome c oxidase subunit 7A2, mitochondrial
Exons: 4
Coding region: 211-456 (81 amino acids)
Biological process (GO): regulation of oxidative phosphorylation; mitochondrial respirasome assembly; mitochondrial electron transport, cytochrome c to oxygen
Source: RefSeq, a predicted model, not a curated record